Molecule: messenger RNA, 2435 nt
Organism: Peromyscus eremicus (cactus mouse)
Lineage: Eukaryota; Metazoa; Chordata; Mammalia; Rodentia; Cricetidae
Gene: Ibsp
Product: integrin binding sialoprotein
Exons: 6
Coding region: 613-1554 (313 amino acids)
Biological process (GO): extracellular matrix organization; ossification; bone mineralization
Cellular component (GO): extracellular region
Source: RefSeq, a predicted model, not a curated record
AACUCUGAAGUACUCUUAGGGAAAGGGCCCCUGAUGUCUAUUUUAAGAAUGAACUCUUAGUUCAGAAAUCUACGCACAGAAGUCGGAAACGCCUUGCAGUCCACUGGGUAAAUGAACCAUGUCGACACGUUUGAGCUUUGCUUGAUUUUUAACUAUCAGCAACUGAACGGGUCACGAAGCCGCACUGACAUGCCCACUGGCUGGUGUGGCUGAUGCUCCCCUGUCAGUGCCCUUUGGAGAUUUCUUCACCCCAUGCGAAGCAUCGGGAGUACUCAGAGCCUGAUGCAGGGAUCCAAUGAUCCCCCACUAACAAGUCACAGAAAAAUGGGUGAACCAAAUAUGGAGCUCAGAGCUCUUCAGACACACCUACAAUACAAGUGGAAGGACUUGGAAAAAUAAAGAGACUUUUUCACGGCUGGGGGUCAAACAGAGGUCCUCACUCAUGCCAGACAAGUAACCACACCUCUCCAAUCGGAAAUUCGUUUAUAAUUAGUUUAAAUGAGAGUUAGACAAAAAAAGACCAACUGAAUUCUUUAUGAGCAAAUGAGCCAUGCACUAUGUUUUAAUAUCUGCUAACUGUAUCCCUUCUUGGAUUGCAGAAAUAAUUGCAAAAUGAAGACUGCUUUAAUUUUGCUCAGCAUUUUGGGAAUGGCUUGUGCUUUCUCAAUGAAAAAUUUCCAUCGCAGAGUCAAAGCUGAAGAUUCUGAGGAAAAUGGGGUCUUUAAGUACCGGCCACGCUAUUUUCUUUACAAGCAUGCCUACUUUUAUCCAUCUCUAAAACGGUUUCCAGUCCAGGGAGGCAGCGACUCUUCUGAAGAAAACGGAGAUGGUGAUAGUUCAGAGGAAGAGGGGGAAGAGGAGACUUCAAAUGAAGAGGAAAACAAUGAAGAUUCGGAGGGGAAUGAAGAGGAGGAGGCCGAGGCCCAGAACACCACACUGUCUGGUGUAACAGUUGCCUAUGGGGCGGAGACCACGAUGGGAACAGGGGCUGUAGGGCUAGCUGCACUCCAGCUGCCCAAGAAGGCUGCAGAUGCAGAAAGUGAGCCCGCAAAAAAGAAGGAAAGCGAUGAAGAAGAGGAGGAGGAGGAGGAAGAAAACGAAAACGAAGAAGCAGAAGUCGAUGAAAACGAGCAGGUCGUCAACGGCACCAGCACCAACUCCACCGAGGUGGACGGCGGGAACGGCAGCAGUGGAGGAGACAAUGGAGAAGAAGGGGAGGAACAGAGUGUCACUGAAGGGACCACAGCGGGCAGGGAGCAGAUCAGCGACGGCCCCAAGACAGCUGACCUUCUGGACGGGUUUCAGCAUACCACCCCACCACCCGAAGCCUACGGGACCACGCCCCCACCAUUCCGAAAAACCACCACUGCUGAGUAUGGGGGAGAAUACGAACAAAUGGGCAACAAUGAGGACAACGGUGAGUAUCAAGUCUACGACAACGAGAACGGGGAGCCUCGCGGGGACAAUUACCGCGCCUAUGAGGACGAAUACAGCUACUACAAGGGGCGUGGCUAUGAAGGCUACGAUGGUCAAGAUUAUUACUACCACCAGUGAGGGUCUCCCUGGGGUGAAUUCCCCACGCUGUCAUUGCAUCUGGCUACCAUUUAUUUUCAAAGUUCAACUCAGGAAGGUGCAAGAUAACACAUGUGCAUUGUACAAUGUGGAAUGGUGCUACAGUCCCGGAGUGAUCUCUGCAAAUGCUUCUAUUUGUAAUGGCUUCUUUUUUAUUUUCCCAGGAGUGUCACUUGAAAGGUCAUUGUGAGUCAGGGCCAUGGAUCAAACAGUACACCAUCUCUGAGCUGGGACCAGAUGGAGUGCUUUGAGGUUGUAACUCUCCAGUAUUUGUGCUGCGUGCACUAUUGCUAACUGCCUAGACAUAUUCUUUGUGCAAGAAGGCUCCUAGAGAGAGAUUUAUAAACAACACUGUAGACAAUAGUUGUGUAGUUCCUGUAUCACACCCCCUAGCCAAUACUGUAUUAGGAUUAAUUCUCAUCCUCAUGUAUUUUAUGUGACCUGUAUGCAUGGGUUUUAUCUCAAAUACAUAUGCAGUUCUUGAAAUGUGUUAUUAUUAGGAAGAAAUGGAGGGCAUUGGGAAGCACGUGAGUUUAAAGAGGGUGGGACAAUUCAGCUAAAAAGCAAGCUUAUUUCCAUUAGGGUUUAAAACUCAGAGGAUCUGGAAACAUCCUCUCUUCAAUAAUCUGCAGGAGUAAGGUUUGACAGUUGAGGGCAGAAUCAGCUUUAUAGACUAGGGAAUAAAUGACUCAGAGUUGUAGAUUUAACAAACAUGAAUACAUGUUGUAUGAUGCCCACUUCAGUUUAAAUUUCAGAUAAACAAUGAUUGGUUUUUAAUACAAAUACCCCCUCCAUGAAUAAUUAAUCUCUGUGAAAUAUCUGGAACAAAGUUAUGCUAAAUAAAUGACUUAUUCUUUAUCUAA